AUAUGAGAAGUAGUUGGCAACGCAAGACACAUCCGCGCAUCUUUUUCCACCAUUUAUCCAUAAAAAAUUGUUUUGCUUAGAAAAAUAUGGCAAAAGUACCGAACAAAUGGCUAAAAAACACAUGCAGAGUGUGCGGCAAAUACGCCAGUUUCAAGAAAUCUUUCAAAAUAUUUGAUAAAGCCAAUAAAAAGCUGCUAGGCAAUAUAGAAACGCUCACGGGCCUACGGCUGGAAAGCUAUCUAUGCUUACCCGAGCUGAUGUGCGAGUGCUGCAACAUUGAAUUAACAAGUGCCGUCAGGUUUCGGGAUCGCUGCAUCAGCGCCCAGCGUGAAUUACUAGCGGGGCUCACCAAACAGCAGCAGGAGGGCAUACCCGAGAAAUACAAGGCACUCAUAAUGGGAAACGAAGCCUUAACGCCGUCAGCAGAUGAUCAAGAAACCGAAGGUGACUCGGAACCAGAAACCGAAGUGGAGCGAGAAAUCGAACCUAGUUACCAGCAUGCGGACGAUGAUGAACUGGUCAAAUUGCUACCGGAAAGUAGUGGAACUGUUACGAAAGUCAAAUAUGAAAUUGGCCCUGACAUGACGGAUUUCAUUGAGGCUGACGAGGAUGACAAUGAUUCGUUGGUGGAGGAAACGCAAUACGAAUGCCUUAUGGCAGACGAUGACGGGAAUAUUGUGAAAAUUGAGAACAUGUCGAAUCAACUGAUAGUGCCCGAUCCCACAGAGGUCUAUCUGUAUGAUUCUGACGACGAGGUGGCCGUUCUGGACAAUGUGCUCGAUGAUGAAUAUGAGCAUGAGAAUGCUGUGAAAAAGAGCAGCCUGCCGCCAAAGCCAAAAAUUAAGCCCGAAGAUCCUCGUCGCAGAGGGGCAGGCGGUGUUUACAUUUGCGAGCAAUGCGGCAAUCACAUAAAGGGACGCAUGGCAUUCGAAUUGCAUUGCCGUCGGCAUCGCGGCGAGAAAGAUUUCCAGUGCGAAAUCUGUGACAAAUGCUUUUGCACCACCUCGGAGCUUAAGCGCCACAUGCGCAAGCACACCGGAGAGCGCCCCUUUGCCUGCCAGUACUGUGGACGCUGCUUCUCCGACUACACGACGCGCGUCAAGCACGAACGCACCCACACCAACGAGCGCCCCUAUGUGUGUGGCACCUGCGGCAAGGCUUUCACCACGGGCUACAUUCUUAAAAACCAUAUGUUAACACAUUCCGGCUUGCGCUCUUAUAGAUGCGAGCUCUGCGACAAAUCUUUCAUGCUUCCCACUCAUCUCAGCACACAUAUGCGAACCGGGGUGCACAAGCGUACUUUGGAAAAGUAUCAGAUGAAGCAGCAAAUGCAGCACGACCCCGCCCUACAGCUCAAAUUGGAAAUGGAUGAGGAGAGUUUGCAUAUUCAGGAUACGGAAUUACGCGAGGCAAUCAGAUUUUGCGAUAGAGUCGUGGCAGCACAGCAGCAGCUCCUGUCUGCCUUAAGCGAGGAAGAGCUGAAGCAUGUAUCCAAGGAGUACCGGGUAGCCGUAAUGGAAUAUGCUGGCAACAGUAGCCAAAAAUUAAUCAAUGCCAGGCACUUUGAGUCACAACCGGAAACCGCGGCUGCAAGUGAGCCUGAGCCGGAUGAAGAGUUAAUAAUUAAAGUGCAACAGGAUGAAGACGAGAUAAUUAUAGAGGAGCACAGCCAACAUGGAGACCUCAUAGAGUACGACAUAAACAUUGAUGAUGACUUAGUUAGAGAGGUGGAUGAAGCUCAGCAUGCCCGUACCUUACCGGAAACAAUAAAAAAUCCACUUGACGAGCACCCAAGUGCACUAGUCAGCGAUGCUAACGAAAAUUCAGCUACCGAAGACUAUAUCCUGCCUGACAAGGAUUCGGAUGAGGAGUGUGCAGUUUUGGACAGAGUGUUAAACGACGAGAUUGCCAUGCAAAGUGUCGGCAGGAAAAAACGGGGACGAAAACGCGUAGGAAGUCUGAUAUUUGUCUGUGAUGAAUGUGGCAAUCAUAUAUCUGGACGCAUGGCCUUUGAAUUGCACUGCAGACGACAUCGUGGAGACAAACAGUUCCAAUGCGACGUGUGCCAGGAUCGCUUUUGCACCAGCUCCGAACUAAAACGACAUAUGCGAAGGCACACCGGGGAACGUCCCUUUGCAUGCCAGUACUGUGGACGCUGCUUCACGGACUAUAGCACGCGGCUGAAACACGAGAGGACACACACCAAUGAGCGCCCGUAUGUGUGCACCAGCUGUGGAAAGGCCUUCACCACCGCCUACAUACUCAAGAAUCACAUGCUCAUUCAUUCCGGCGAGCGAGCUUUCAGAACAGCUGUUGCUUCAUACAAAUUUGUUUACCCAUUAUUUGUGGCGCUCAACCAAUUUUUUAUUUUGCUUGAAUUAUAUUUAUACAAGCGCACAAUGCUUAAAAACAUGUGCAGAGUUUGUGGCAGAUAUGCCGCUGUCAAAGAAUCGUUAAGAAUUUUUGAUAAUAAAGAUGUGCUUUGGAGCAUUCAAGUCCUUACGGGCUUAACAUUGGAAAAUGCUAAAUGUUUGCCGGACCUAAUAUGUAUUUGCUGCCAAACUGAAUUGCGCGAAGCGAUCGGGUUCAGCGACAGGGUAAUUGCAGCACAGAAACAACUCCUGACGGCGUUAGCUGAGGAAGAGCUGAAGAAUGUAUCCGAGGAGUAUAGGAUAGCCGUAAUGGAACUGGCUAGCAACAGUUGCGAAAAGCCAUUCAACAUAAACAACUCUGGACCACUAUCAGAGUCAGAUGAGGAGUCGAUUUUAAAACCGCAACUAGAAGCAGGAGAAAUGAAUAUAGAAAAGCAUCGCGGACAGGAUGAACUGUUGGAGUACGAUAUUAUAAUAGAUGAUGAGGCAGUCAUCGAGGAGGCUGAAGUGCAAGAGAUUCGAGCCUUGGAGUCCAUGGAAAAUCUGACCGAUGAACACCAAUGCCCAAUUGCCAACGAAGCCGGCGAUAUUGCAACUACCGAAGAUUAUAUCCUGAAUGAUAAGGCGUGGAAUGAAGCGUGUGUGGUAUCGAGCCGGGAGUUGAGCAAAGAGAUUGCAGCGCCAAAAAUUGAAAUCAAGAAAAAACGAGCUCGAAAAGGCCUCGGAAAUGUAAUAUUCGUUUGUGAUGAGUGUGGCAUUCACAUAUCUGGACGCAUGGCCUUUGAACUACACUGCCGGCGACAUCGUGGAGACAAGCAGUUCCCAUGCGAAGUUUGCCAGGAUCGCUUUUGCACCAGCUCCGAGUUGAAGAGUCACAUGCGGAGGCACACCGGUGAACGUCCCUUUGCCUGUCAAUACUGUGAGCGCAGUUUCGCAGACAACAGUUCCCGGAUAAAGCAUCAGCGUACACACACAAAUGAACGCCCGUAUGCGUGCACAAGCUGUGGCAAGGCCUUUACCGCUCCCUACAUACUCAAGAAUCACAUGCUCAUUCAUUCCGGCGAGCGUGCCUUCAGCUGCGAGCCUUGCAACAAAACCUUCAGAAGACAUACUCAUCUAGUUACACAUUUUCGGUCCAGCGCCCACAAGCGUAAACGAGAGCGUCAAAACAAGGAAAUAAAGAAUACAAGUUAAUAGAUUCCAAAAGCACGCAUAUGAUUUAAGUAAAUUAAUUAUACAAAUUCGCUUGACACUAAAUUUUAGGCCAAAAGAACAAGGAAAACCAUAACAAAAUAUAUGAUAUUCUUUUUGUAUAUAAACGAAAUAUCAAAGUUGCCUUUGAUUAAUUCGUUGGGACCGCAUAUAUUUGCACUAUCCAAGUAAACUAUUUAUUUAAUUAAA
Messenger RNA from Drosophila virilis, 3773 nucleotides. NCBI's taxonomy places the organism in Eukaryota, Metazoa, Arthropoda, Insecta, Diptera, Drosophilidae. The record is from RefSeq and is a predicted model, not a curated record.